AUGGAGGGGCGGCGUCUCGCGUCUUCUUCGGCGUCGUACGACAGCGCGGAGCUGCCUGCGAGCGGUUCCUCCUUCGACUUCGACGGGACCAACUCGGACAUCGCGCGUCAACUGUACUAUCGCGCCAAAGCUGGCGCCGCGGCCUCGCCGUUUGAGGGCUUCAACGUUCCAUCGAGUCUCCAGACUCGGCUCGAUGAGCUGCAGCUCGACUGGGAGAAGCUACCGGGCAUCGCUCAGCGCGCCCUGCUGUGGGAUUCCGGCUACGGAUUAACUCCGGACGACGAACCUGUGAAGAUUUGGACGCUGGGAGGGCAUUCCAUGGCGGACUUGGCCGUCCCAGUGGACGAGUUCCUGGGCGUGAACUGCACCGAACACGUGUGUCCAGAGCCCAAUGGUGGCACCAGUUUGAGCAACCAACAGUGCACUGGGGCGGACAUGCUCAAAGCUGCUAGGUGCGUCGUGGAGGACUUCGUUCAAACCGUCGAGAUUCAUCUGGCCAUGUGGGUGACUGGCGGCAAUCCGACGGUGGUCCCGACCCCGCGAAUCUACAAACACGCCUGGAACGACAGCCUCGACCACAACUCGUACGUCGUGUUCGCUAUUCAUAGCGUUGACCUGGACGCCGAGCCGGCGUGGAACGCGUGUGCUAGGGCUGACCAGAACGACGGCUACGGGUCGUUGGUGGUGCCGUGCCACAACACAGCCAACAUCUCCAACUUCAUCGACGACUCGAAGCAAGAAGUGCAGGGCAGCGCGUGGGUGUCGCGAUGGCUUCGGGAGGAUUACUCGGCGACUGCAGGGACGGCUUCCAGUGACCAAAGUAGCAGCAAGUUCAACUUCAUGCUCCUGGUACCGAUCGUGGCCGGAGUUGUUGUUGUUCUUGGCUUGGUCGGCCUGUGUGUGUUCCUCAAGCGCAGGCGACAAGCAAAGGCUGAGCAAGGUGCGCUACAGGAGUCUCCUGUGUGUCAAGGGCGCGGCUACUAUCGGGACUGCGCAGACGCCCAGCUCACCAAUGAAGACGACUCUACCAGAGGACGAUCUACAGCCCAGACCAUUGAAGACACGACGACGAGAGGAGGAGACAAGACGAUCAGGUUCAAGUCGAUCGGCGACAGAGAAGAUCUCAGCGCCGGGUCGAAUCUCACGCUGAAAAUUCUCCUCCACAGCGAGUUCUUGGUGGGAAAGCGCGUUCCCUACGACAGCAUUUUCUUCAAGCGAGCGCUGUCGAAAGGCGCCAACGGGGAGGUUUGGCUCUGCGAGUUCUACGAGCAGCAGAUUGCCGUGAAGCGCCUGCUGCAAAACACGACCCAUCUAGCGGACGAGGUUGAGGAGUUCGCCAAGGAGAUUGAGCUCAACGCCACCCUGGUUCAUCCGAACAUCGUGUCGUUUGUAGGCGUGGCGUGGAAUACGCUCAACAAUUUGUUCAUGGUGCUCGAGUUCUUCCCCUUGGGGGAUCUUCAGACGUAUUUGGCCAAGAACGGCGACUUAAUGUCGUGGGCCAGAGACAAAAUCCACAUCGCUGUCGGAGUCGCCCGCGCACUGGAGUAUCUUCACUCUCGGUCGCCUCCACUCAUCCACCGCGACCUCAAGUCAAAGAAUAUCAUGCUCACAAGGCUGUUGGAGGCCAAACUCAUCGACUUUGGCGUGAGUCGCGGACGCUUGGACAACACCAUGACCGCAGGAGUGGGCACGCCCUACUGGACCGCACCCGAGAUUCUGCAAGGCAGCCGGUACACCGAGCAAGCAGACAUUUACUCGUUCGGGGUCGUGCUGUCGGAGCUCGACACGACUAAACUCCCGUACCACGACGCGCUGACGUCGAACGGGAAAAAGCCCAAACCUGUUCAGAUCCUGGCGGACGUCAUGGCCGGGAUGCUGCGACCGAGUUUCUCGGAAGACUGUCCUAGACGCAUCCGUCGUAUCGGUGUGGCUUGCUGCCAGCAGGACCCAGCGAGACGUCCCAACGCUGCUCAAGUAGGCCGAAUGCUGGAAGGAGACGACUAA
Messenger RNA from Phytophthora sojae, 2004 nucleotides. RefSeq lists its product as hypothetical. The coding region runs from base 1 to 2004 and encodes 667 amino acids. Gene Ontology annotation, biological process: protein phosphorylation. The record is from RefSeq and is a predicted model, not a curated record. Gene Ontology annotation, molecular function: ATP binding; protein kinase activity. The transcript has a single exon. NCBI's taxonomy places the organism in Eukaryota, Oomycota, Peronosporomycetes, Peronosporales, Peronosporaceae.